Stegostoma tigrinum is the source of this 2724-nucleotide messenger RNA. RefSeq names its product ADP-ribosylation factor-like protein 13B. The transcript has 10 exons. Gene Ontology annotation, molecular function: GTPase activity; GTP binding. Lineage: Eukaryota; Metazoa; Chordata; Chondrichthyes; Orectolobiformes; Stegostomatidae. Gene Ontology annotation, biological process: receptor localization to non-motile cilium; non-motile cilium assembly. Bases 258 to 1493 code for a protein of 411 amino acids. Gene Ontology annotation, cellular component: ciliary membrane; non-motile cilium. The record is from RefSeq and is a predicted model, not a curated record.
GAAAUGACUGAGACAUGUUUUCAGAACUGACAGACGACAGGCCUUUUUUCUGCAGUAUUUCCAUGGAUCCCAAAUAAUGAAUGAAUCUAAGCCGUUUGAACAUACUCCGGUUUAAGUUGAUCAUCUCGUUUAAACUGAGCCCUGACAAUGAACCCGUUUUUAGUGUGUCUGGCAGAACAGUAGCAGUUUAUGCAUUAGUGGCUGUGUGCUAUCAAUACAUUGGUUUACAUUCUCUGGCUAACCAUUGACUCCACAUCAUGUUCAGUCUCAUUACAAAUUGUUGCAUCUGGGCUCGGAAAGUUCAGGAACCAGUAAGAAAUGUUACUCUGCUGAUCCUUGGACUGAGCCACACAGGGAAAACGGCAAUAGUGAAAGGAAUACAAAAAGAAUCUCCUUUCUUAAUUCGUCCAAGUGGUGGAUUUUCCAGGACAGAUCUCACGGUAGAUCGGUUUAAUGUGACAAUAUUUGACCUUGGAGGUGAGGAGAAAAUCCGAAGUACUUGGAAAAAUUAUUAUCCUGAAGCCCAUGGUUUUAUUUUUGUUGUUGACUCGACGGACGUGAAGCGGAUGGGGGAGGCUGGAAAUGUCCUGUCUGAAGUACUAAGAGAUCAAAAGAUGUCUGGGAAGCCUGUCCUUGUCUUAGCGAACAAGCAGGAUAAAACUGAGGCAUUACCAGAGUUCGACAUUAUUGAGCAGCUAUCCUUGGGGAAACUGGCUAAUGAAAAUAAAUCCAUCUGCCAUAUUGAACCAUGCUCAGCUACUUUGGACUAUGCUGAAAAGAAACUAGACAAGACCAUUUUGAAGGGGUUGAGAUGGUUGCUGUGUGCAAUUGCCAAGGACUACACCAAUCUGUGUGCACGAUCAAUCCAUGAUAGUACAGCAGCAAAAGCGAAACAACAGGAACAACCAGCAGGAACACAGUCCAUACGCAGGAUACAAGGACAAAGGAAAAGCCAGACCAGAGUUAGAUUGGAGAAGCAGAAGCGACAGCAUUUGAAAAACUUUGAUGUCACACCUCAUACAAAGAUCAACCCUUCGAAUCAUGUAAAUAAUGGCAUCAAUGCUCAGGAUGAAGAAAAAAUCAAGAAUGUAUUUGUUACUAGGAAGAGAAAGAAAAAGCUCAGGAUUGGUGGAGGCAAUCUGACUUUGUCUGGAACCAGGAGGCUGCCUGAUGGAAAGGAUUCUCCUUCAGAUACGGGGAGCAGUGCACUUGUAACUGAUAACAGGAGGAAUGAGAGAGGUGAAGGAAAUGUCCCACAGCUAGACAAUUCUCAAAUAGCAGAGAAGAAAACACUGACGCCAGACUCUGUAAACACAGAACCAGCCACAGAUGAAAAGAGAAACAAACAAAAGAAACUAAAGAAAAACAAGAAUAAAAUCAAUUCUGCUGACACCGAAGAUAAUUUUUCAAGAAAUGUGGACUUAACAGCACCUCUGGAUCUCUACAGAAAAGCACUCCUUGCAUUAAAGACCAGACCUCAAGCAAACAACUAAGCAGCUUAUUCAAUAAAACAGUAGAGAGAAAUAUCAAAAUAAUUAUUGCAAGAUUUUGAGUUACUGGAUACUCUUCAUUCUGUUGGAAUUGAUUUUCAAUUUCAUUGAAUUUCAAUGAAUGCCUUUACUGUUUCUCUGUAAGAUUUCAAGAAAAUAUUGGCAAAUUAUGCAAAAUAGUAAUCAUUUAUCAUGGAAAAUUUAUCAGGUUAUAAUUGACCAAAUGCUGCAGGAGACCUAAAAUCCUGGUGGCCACCCAUAUCAGGUUGUAACCCAGUGACAAUCCAGACCUUCUUUGUGCUUAAUCAACACAUCUUUUCCAUUCCAUGUCUUCCCUUUUCAUCUGUUGUAUUUCGUAUUCUUUGUUUCUUGCUUAAUAGUCUUCAAGGAGAAGGCAUUGAAUUGUUGCUUAAUCUUUAAUGUUAUGAAGAGAGGUCGAGUCUUGUGAUAUAGUGGCUGUGUUCCUAGCUCUGAGCCUGAAGGUCUGUGUUCAGAUCCCACUGACCCAGGAGGGGUGUUUUAACAAGUUGAUUAAAUCUUGAUAACAAUAUCUAUUGGUAUCUUUGAGUGACCAGUUCUGGACACCAUACUUUGGGAACAAUAUGAAGGCUUCAGAGAGGAUGCAGGAAAGAUUUAUGAGAAUGUUUACAUGGAUCAGGAACUUCAAUGACAGGGAUAAAUUGGAGAAGCCGUGCUUGUUUUCUGGAGUGCAUCAUGUUCCCUCAUAAUGACAUUUUAACUUAAUACGUUUCCAUUGGCUUUUUUUAUUCUUCUUUGUUACAGUGUCUGAACUGUUCAAUAUUUACUUUAAAGGAGUAGAUUGAUAGAAUUUUUCCAAUUGGCUGAAAGUCCAAGAACCAGAGAAUACAAAAAUUUAUGGCUAUUAGUAAAAGAACUGAAGGCUGUGUGAGGAAACACUUUAUACAGCAAAGGCAAUCUGGAAUGUACAGCCUGAGAGAAUGAUGGAUGAAAACUGAGUCAUAUUUUUCAAAAUAACAUUGAACCAAAACACUUCACAGGACAGGGUGGGGGUGGGGGACUAACUGAGCAGCUCUUGAAGAGAGCUGACACAGAUCUGAUGGCCUGAUUGGUCUCCUUCUGCAUUUAACCAUUCUAUGAUUCUAUUCUAUGAUAAACAAGGAGAUUGCAAGCAUUCUAAAUUCAUAGCCAAUUAUACUGUUAGAAAGAAAUUGACUCAAGAUGAUUUUGUAUCAUUGAAUCUAGCUCUCUCUUA